Xenopus laevis (African clawed frog) is the source of this 3189-nucleotide messenger RNA. RefSeq names its product LDL receptor related protein 3 S homeolog (gene lrp3.S). NCBI's taxonomy places the organism in Eukaryota, Metazoa, Chordata, Amphibia, Anura, Pipidae. The transcript has 7 exons. Bases 696 to 3170 code for a protein of 824 amino acids. The record is from RefSeq and is a predicted model, not a curated record.
UAGUUUGUAAAGUGGGCCCAUGGCGUAAGGGUUUCUGGUGGGCCCCUGGCAUCCCAGUCCGACAUUGAUUCUAGGUAUAUUGAUGAAUGUAUUAUGAAUGAUAAUGUACAGGCACACUGAUCAAUGUGUUACAGUCACAUCUAUAUCAUAUUGUUGGCCAACAAGACUAUGAAAUGUGAUUUUUAUUUGCAUGUUCCUCAUACACUUCAUUAACGUGGUGAAAAAUGAGCCCCAAUGGGCACGCUGGCAGUGAAGCCAAUGUGGACUCAUGGGAAGGUAUGAAAGCGAGGCUCUCCGGAUUAUUAUGCUGAACUACAGAACCCAGCAGCAUCUUUGGAAAUUGCCGAGCGGCUGAACAGUCGGUUGCCGCGGCGGAGUGGAGGGAGUUUUGUGAGGAAACAAGAGGUGCCUCUUUCUCCUGGAGGUGUCGCUUUCUCUUUGUCUUGCAUUCCCCAGCAGCACAGCAGAAGGUGCAAGUGUGGCAGAGGGGGGUGCGGAAGUGCUGCACAUUAUCAGCUGCAGCCAGAGAUGCUUCCCCGCCUCCACCUCCCCUCCAGCAGCAGCAGCCGACAGAGGAGAGACAGCUAAUGCAUGUGUUGUGGGGAGCUGACAAGUGCACAGCUGAUGUGGAGCCUCUCCCCUCCUGUAGCCCCCUGGUCGGCUGACAAAGGACUCCUGGCCCCCUGUCCGUCACCAUGGCCGGGACUAGCAGGCUGGAGCUCAUCCAUCACAUCUCUGUCAUUUACCUUGUGAAUGUUUUUACACGUGGAUGGAUUGAAACAGCUGUUCCACAUGCAGCAGCCUGCAGUGGCAAACUGGAGCAGCAUACAGAAAGAAGAGGGGUCAUUUACAGCCCAGCUUGGCCUAUGAACUACCCCCCAACAAUGAAUUGCAGUUGGUACAUCCAAGGAGAUCAUGGCGAUGUGAUCACAAUUAGUUUUAAGAAUUUUGAUGUUGAAGAAUCUCACAAGUGCUCUGUUGACUGGCUGCUGAUUGGGCCUUCGUCAAGAAGGGAGGAGUACAAAGUAUGUGGCUCUGCCAUCCCCCCUGCCUUCACCUCUUCACGCGAUCAUGUCUGGAUUUUCUUCCACUCUGAUGCAUCAAGCUCAGGACAGUCUCAGGGAUUUCGUCUUUCAUAUAUUAAAGGAAAAAUGGGUCUGACUUCUUGCCCUGCUGAAGAGUUUUUAUGCGGGAAUGGCAAGUGUAUUCCAAACAGCUGGAAGUGUAACUCCCUAGAUGAAUGUGGGGAUAACACUGAUGAGAGAAACUGUACAUUCCCUUCUGCAGAAACACAUACCAGCUUAUGCCCACUUGGCACUUUCCCGUGCAGCGCUGCUCACUCUAUGCAGUGCUUGCCUAAUGAACUGCGAUGCAAUACUGUAAAAGACUGCAGCAACGGUUCAGAUGAAGAAAAUUGCCCGGAUAUAAAAUGUGGCGGAAAACUCAGCAAUUUCUAUGGUUCCUUUGCCUCUCCUGAUUUCUUUCGUGCUGAUCACAGCAUAACAGAUCUGCAGUGCACGUGGUAUGUGGAUACUCAAGAUAAUCGACAUGUUAUUCUGCAAAUAAGCUUGCAGCUGGGCUACAAUGACUUUGUGCGAGUGUAUGAUGGUAUUGGUGAGAGAAGUGAAAGACUCUUGCAUACUCUUUCCUAUCACAACAAUAAACACACUGUCCUUUCUGAAUCUCCAAAUGGGCAACUCACUUUAUUAUACCAUGCACGAUCAAAAAGUAUGGGCCAUGGCUUUAAUGCAACUUAUCAGGUCAAAGGUUACUGCCUCCCUUGGGAGCAUCCUUGUGGCAGUGAUGAGGGGUGCUUCUCUGACAGCCAACGUUGUGAUGGUUGGUGGCAUUGCCCUAAUGGCAAAGAUGAAGCAAACUGCCCAGCCUGUCAAAUGAAUGAGUACCCUUGUGAAGGAGGCAGCGGCCUCUGCUAUUCUUCCCUUGAUCGAUGCAACAAUCAGAAGAACUGUCCUGAUGGCUCAGAUGAGAAGAACUGCUUCACUUGUCAACCUGGCAAUUUUCACUGUGGGACCAACCUAUGUAUCUUUGAGACCUGGCGCUGUGAUGGCCAAGAAGAUUGCCAGGAUGGAAGUGAUGAAGAGAAUUGCCUGGUGAUUGUACCCAGGAAGGUCAUUACAGCAGCACUUAUUGGCAGCCUUGUGUGUGGACUACUUCUAGUAAUAGCUCUGGGCUGUGCAUUCAAACUUUAUUCACUACGGAGCAGAGAGUACAGGGCUUUUGAAACUCAGAUGACACGCCUUGAGGCAGAGUUUGUGAGGCGCGAGGCUCCCCCUUCAUAUGGGCAGCUUAUUGCACAAGGUCUUAUUCCUCCUGUUGAAGAUUUUCCAGUAUUCAGUGACUCUCAAGUUUCCAUGCUACAGAACAUCCGAACAGCUAUGAGGCGGCAAAUGAGACGUCAUUCUUCCAGAAGGAUUUCCUCUAGAAGGCGUUUGGGAAGACUUUGGAACAGACUGGUUCACCGCCCACGCGCACGGGGACAGAUUCCCCUCCUGACAUCCAUUCUGUCACAAACACGAUAUAGCGAGACAGAAAACAGCAUAAAUGAAGACAACUGGCAAAGUCCAUCAACUCCCCCUGAACGAUUUUACACAUUCGCCAGCAAUCAAGACUCAAGUCCUGAUCUUUCUUCCAAUGAUUUACAUUUUGAGCUGGAAGCCAUAGAGCAGCUUCCGUUAAAUGAUUUACAAAACACUUGCAGAGACUUGCACAUGCCUUUUCAGGCAGAACAGUUGGCUCCAAAUUCAGACUCAAGGGAGCCUUGUCACAGCAACUGUAAUUCAGCCAUAACUGAAAGUAUCGAAGUUACAUUGGAAGACUGUUUGUCAUUACCUUUCCAAGAAGAAGGUUUGGUUCCCCUGCCACAAAGGACUUCAACAGAGGGUGCCAAUCACAUCCACAGCCAUCAACAGGGUUUAAAAAAGCCCAGUAAUUUGCCUUUAAAAAGAAUAAACUUGGAUCAGGUAGACAGCAAAAUGAAUGUCCAGAUUCAGGUUAACAAGGAGCCAUGUUCCUGUGCAAUGUCUUGUCAGGACGAGCCUUUAGGUGUACAUAGUAGCAUUUAUCAUUCAGUGGAAAAUGGGACAGAGGAGGUUCCUCACCCGCUCUCAGAAAGUUACACUAGUGAUGACGAGUCACUACUGGUUUUCUAAUAAAAGUUCUUCUAUCUUA